This is a messenger RNA of Babjeviella inositovora NRRL Y-12698, 441 nucleotides long. It is a transcript of the gene DQD1, whose product is annotated as Dqd1p. Gene Ontology annotation, molecular function: 3-dehydroquinate dehydratase activity. NCBI's taxonomy places the organism in Eukaryota, Fungi, Ascomycota, Pichiomycetes, Serinales. Gene Ontology annotation, biological process: quinate catabolic process. The record is from RefSeq and is a predicted model, not a curated record. The transcript has a single exon. Bases 1 to 441 code for a protein of 146 amino acids.
AUGUCGCAGAAAAUUCUUCUCAUUCAUGGUCCAAAUUUGAACUUGCUCGGUAAACGGGAACCUGAAAAAUACGGUAAUACCUCUAUGAAAGAUAUUGAGCGCAUUUCUCAAGAACACGGCUCGAAACACGAUGCCACUGUCUCUUGCUACCAGUCCAAUCAUGAGGGUAACCUUGUUGACCGUAUCCACGAAGCACAAACCCAGGGGAUCGACUUUAUUAUCAUCAAUGCUGGGGCUUAUACUCACACUUCCAUUGCCUUGAGAGACGCCUUACUCUCUGUAGAAAUUCCAUACAUAGAGUUACAUGUCAGUAACGUCCAUUCUAGAGAAGCGUUUCGCCAUAAAAGUUUUCUCGCGGAUAAGGCCGUUGGAGUGGUCUGUGGGUUGGGUGUGUUUGGGUAUAAAGCUUCCGUAGAGUUUGCUACCCAGUACAAGAAAUAG